GUUCGUUAAACGUACAAAAUAAAUGUAAGUAGAAGAAACAUGUUAUUAAACAUGGCGACUUGUCAACAACCAGAACGCAAAAUCUUUAAAAAAUUGCCCUUCGAAGUAGUGGAUCCCAAAGAAAAUGAAUUUCCUAAAUUGAACCUUUAUGGUAAGGAUUUUGUUUUCGUGGGUCCCAAGAGGUACUUUCAAACAGGUGCUUACAAGGAACUAGGUCUCGGCAUUUACAACUUCGAAGCCAGGCCCGAUGAUGUCUACCUACUUGGACAUGCAAGAUCAGGAACUACGCUUCAUGGUGAAAUGAUAUGGCUGAUAGGAAAUGACUUGAACUAUGAAGAGGCUGCAAAGAAUUUCAUAAUGUACAGAUUUCCACAUAUAGAUUUGUUCACAUUUCAUAGCAGGGAACGAAUUAAGGAAAUUUCAGAAAGUGAAGACGCUACAGAAGAGAUGGUAGAUAUUUCCGGCAAGUACCUAGAAAUGACUUUGGAGGGGCUAGCAGAAAGGAAGGGUAGGAGGUUCAUAAAAUCUCAUCUACCUCUUAGUUUGAUGCCUCCCCACAUGUUUGAGGUUGGAGCUAAGGUCAUCUACUGUGCAAGAAAUCCAAAAGAUAUGCUAGUUUCUUAUUUCCAUUCUUUCGACUUCUUCUUAAUGAAAAAUGCAACUGAUGGUUUUAAAGACUACUUUGAUGAUUUCAACAAUGAUUUAACAUGGAACUGUCCAUAUUUCGAACACGUCAAGGAAGCAUGGGAAAGAAGAAACGACAAAAAUUUUCUAUUUCUCUUCUACGAAGAUACCAUGAAGGACAAACGCCAGACAAUCCGGAAGAUAGCCGACUUCCUAGGCAAAGACUUAUCAGAAAACGAAAUAGACAAGUUGGAAGACUACCUUAGCUUUGAGAAAUUCAAAAACAACAAAACUGUCAAUCAUGUCCACAUGACGAAGAUAGGAAUGGCCGAGGAUGUUAGCAGGUUUAUUCGGAGAGGAAAGCCUGGUGGUUGGAGGGAGCUGAUUGAUGAAGAAAUGGAAAGAGAAUUCAAUCAAGUGAUGGAGGAGAAGCUAAAGGGAACAGAUCUUAGGUUUCCAGAAACAUAAAAUCAAUUUCAUUGUAAUAGAAUAAUAAUAACGAAACUAAAUGCCUUCUUGUACAAAUGUUAGUGAAAAUAGACUAGAAAUAAAUACUGCAUUUCUUUUGCACUCUUGAAUAUUAUAUUAACGAAUUAUUUAUAUCUUUGUGAGUAUUUUUUAAUCCUGCCUAUAUUUAUAAAAACAUUUCCAGUUUCAUAUGAAGGAAGAAGCAAGCAUUCUGUCACAAAUAAAACGUAUGAAGUCCA
Molecule: messenger RNA, 1331 nt
Organism: Anoplophora glabripennis (Asian longhorned beetle)
Lineage: Eukaryota; Metazoa; Arthropoda; Insecta; Coleoptera; Cerambycidae
Product: estrogen sulfotransferase-like
Exons: 7
Coding region: 40-1092 (350 amino acids)
Biological process (GO): sulfation
Cellular component (GO): cytoplasm
Molecular function (GO): sulfotransferase activity
Source: RefSeq, a predicted model, not a curated record